This is a messenger RNA of Guillardia theta CCMP2712, 2499 nucleotides long. RefSeq lists its product as hypothetical. NCBI's taxonomy places the organism in Eukaryota, Cryptophyceae, Pyrenomonadales, Geminigeraceae. The coding region runs from base 1 to 2499 and encodes 832 amino acids. The transcript has 5 exons. The record is from RefSeq and is a predicted model, not a curated record.
AUGCAAGGGCGGAGAAGGGCGAGGGCGAGGGCGAGGGCUGAGGCGCGGGGGAGGACGCAGAGGCUGGGCAAGGCGCUUGAGGCGUGGGCGGCAGUCGGAGAGGCCGGGCGAGCACGGGGGAGGGCGGUGGAGGGCCUGCUGCGAGCGCGAGAGGCGGAGGGAGAGGCGGAGAGAGAAGGGCGGCAGGAGGAAGCGUUCAGGGACUGGAAGGGGGCAUGGGCCGCCAGCCGGGAGAGGAGACGGCAGGCUGAGAGGAGGGGGGCACGCCAGGCGCUAGGGCUGAUGCGAGGAGGGUGGGAAGGGCUGGCAGCGGGGCUGGCAGACAGGGAAGAGAGAAGCAAGAGGGGGGAGAGGCUACGAGAGGUCUUGGGAGGGCGGAGGCUGGGAGGGUACAUAAGGGCCUGGAGGCUGAGGAGGAGGGCCAAGGCAGAGGAGAUGCGCCUGGGGCGGCAGCUGGGAGAUCGUCGGGGGCGGCGGGAGAGGAGGGCGCACUUCGAGGCUUGGCAGGGAUGGGCAAAGGAGCGCAAUGACGACGGAAAGGCCGCCCCUCACCGCCAGGUCAGAAGCUUGAUGCAAGCUCAGCUGGAGGCCUGGGCAGAGAGGGUCGUGUGGAAGCAGAGGACAGGGAGAGAGACCAGACAAAGAGAGGCGAGACGAGGCGAGGGGGCGAGGAGACGAGCGUGGACGGGAUGGAAGGACGAGUGCGCGAGCAAGGCAGAGGGGAGGAGGAUCCUUGCGAGGCUUGCACGGCGGCAGGAGGAGGCAGAAGCAAGGCGGCUGGUGAGGGCAUGGCAGGAAGGGAGCAUGCAAGGGCGGAGAAGGGCGAGGGCGAGGGCGAGGGCUGAGGCGCGGGGGAGGACGCAGAGGCUGGGCAAGGCGCUUGAGGCGUGGGCGGCAGUCGGAGAGGCCGGGCGAGCACGGGGGAGGGCGGUGGAGGGCCUGCUGCGAGUGCGAGAGGCGGAGGGAGAGGCGGAGAGAGACGGGCGGCAGGAGGGUCGAUGUUUUCGGAAGGUUUUGAUCCCUCGUUCGUCUCACCUGGCUCGCUUGUGUUUCUCUCAUGCUGUCCGUCGCGAUGCUCUUCGAUCGUCACCUGUUCCUGCUCUUCUUCCCCUUUUUCGAUCGGCUGGGCGGUCAGCUGACCUGCUUAAGGGCUCCAGUUCGUCUGCCUCGAACGACGUCAACCUUACGCUCCAAGUUUUCCUUCUGUGCGAUUCGUUUGCAGGGCAGAUGGAAUCUUUGUUGUCCCAGCUCAAGACCAACUGGAUCCAAACCCAUCACAACGUGAACAAGAGCUUGGGGCCCGGAGGAGUGCUUCCGGUUCCUUCCUUCGAUUUCGGUUUCCUUGUCAACCGAUCGGCGAGCCUGAUGUGCAUCGAGGAAACGUUUGACCUCCCGCUCGGCUCCGUCGACCUGGCAGACGAGCAGAGCUUCCAGCUCUUCCAUCUUACUUCGCGCCUCCUGCGGGAGCUGCAUGAGACCAGCAGCCGGGUCGAGAGCGAUCUGGACGAGCUGAGGGAGAGGCUGGAGAGCCGGCGGACGCGAGAGAGCCAGCUGAGACAGCAGCAGGAGCAGAGCAGGGAGGUCAAGCUGCAGGAGGAAGUGAAUCGGUUGACCCGCGAAGUCGCGAGGGCUCAGCUAAGGAUCGUGAGGAUCGAAAGCUUAAAGUUCAAUUUGACCCCUUCCUCCUCGUACGCCAGCAAGACCCCAGCUGAAUGUCUCCACCGUAUCAGCCAGCUGGAGAGCUACAGGGAUCAACUUGAGGAUGAAUGUCUGCGGUACAAGCAGGAAAAUGACGCGCAGGCUGAGAGACUUUCGGAUCAGAUGCGGGAGAACUUCGUGCUGCGAGGAAAACUUUCUCUCCAUGCUCGUUUGUACUCGUCGCAUCCCUUGCAUGAGCGGGAGGAGGGAGCGACGAGUAGCGGGGGAGUGGCAGCAUCUGCAUGCCAUGGCCCGUCGAGUGGAUGCUCGAUUGAAGCUGCGCGCGUUCCUUGCCUGGGCUGUCCGAAGGAUGUGGAGAGGAGGAAGCCAAGUGACGCGGCUGCUGCUCCAAGUCUCGCUCGUCUCCGUCUCUUCUUCUCCUCUCGUUCGUGUCCUCGCAAGUUUCUGCGCUUACACGGAGCGACGGGCUCGCAGGUUCAUCCUGCUCCUUCCCUUCUUGCGCUGGCGAUCACAAUUACAGACGAUGACGGCCAUGGAACUGCGAGCACAAGGCUGUCUGAUCACUUCCCGCAUGCUUCAGCGCAGUAUCAGAGGGAGCAGAGGAGGCGAGGGAGGCCAGCAGGGCUGCUGCUGUCCGGCGGGAUUGAGGAGAAGGAGAGCAGGCUUGACGGGAAGGCAGAGGGUGAAAGUCUGUCCCGCUUUGCUCCUGAUCGUCUUGCCGUCAUCGACGAGAGGAUGCGAGACAUCGGGAAAAACUUCAGCAACAUGAUCAACCAGGUUCCUUCCUCCCUAUCUACUGCCCUCGUUUCCAAGCCUUCGGUCUCCCUGUCAUCAUUCUGA